Molecule: messenger RNA, 1898 nt
Organism: Eurypyga helias (sunbittern)
Lineage: Eukaryota; Metazoa; Chordata; Aves; Eurypygiformes; Eurypygidae
Gene: P4HA1
Product: prolyl 4-hydroxylase, alpha polypeptide I
Exons: 14
Coding region: 1-1611 (536 amino acids)
Biological process (GO): peptidyl-proline hydroxylation to 4-hydroxy-L-proline
Cellular component (GO): endoplasmic reticulum
Molecular function (GO): iron ion binding; procollagen-proline 4-dioxygenase activity; protein binding
Source: RefSeq, a predicted model, not a curated record
AUGGCCUUCAACAAGAUUUGGUUUGCCGUAGCCCUUGGACUUCUGCUGCCUUUUUCUUACGCCCACACGGACUUCUUCACUUCCAUCGGUCAUAUGACAGACUUAAUUAAUACAGAAAAAGAUCUGGUGGUGUCACUGAAAGAUUAUAUCAAAGCAGAAGAAAGCAAGCUGGAGCAGAUCAAAAAAUGGGCGGAGAAAUUGGACCAGCUGACAGCGACCGCGACGAAAGACCCAGAGGGGUUUUUGGGACACCCUGUAAAUGCGUUCAAGUUGAUGAAACGGCUCAACACGGAGUGGGGUGAGCUGGAGAACCUGGUUCUGAAGGACAUGUCCGAUGGGUUUAUCUCCAACAUGACCAUCCAGCGGCAGUUUUUUCCAAACGAUGAAGAUCAGACUGGCGCAGCCAAAGCCCUCUUGCGGCUUCAAGACACCUACAAUCUGGAUACGGACACCCUCUCAAGAGGGAAUCUUCCAGGUGUGAAGCACAAAUCCUUUUUAACGGCCGAAGACUGCUUCGAGCUGGGAAAGAUUGCCUACACUGAAGCCGACUACUACCACACCGAGCUGUGGAUGGAGCAAGCUCUGAAACAGCUGGAUGAGGGAGAAGUGUCUUCUGCAGAUAAAGUCUACAUCCUGGACUACCUGAGCUAUGCUGUGUAUCAGCAGGGGGAUCUGGGCAAAGCCAUGAUGCUCACCAAACGCCUCCUGGAGCUGGAUCCUGAACAUCAAAGAGCAAAUGGGAACAUGAAAUAUUUUGAAUAUAUCAUGGCUAAAGAAAAAGAAGCAAAUAAGUCCAGUACGGAUCCAGAGGAGCAGCUGGAGAAGGAAACUGAGGUUAAGAAAAAGGAUUACCUGCCCGAGAGAAGGAAGUACGAAAUGCUGUGCCGUGGGGAGGGUCUCAAAAUGACUCCUCGGAGACAAAAGAGACUCUUCUGCCGCUACUAUGACGGAAACAGGAAUCCUAGGUACAUCCUGGGCCCUGUCAAGCAGGAGGACGAGUGGGACAAACCUCGAAUUGUUCGCUUCCUUGACAUCAUCUCCGACGAAGAGAUCGAAACUGUGAAAGAACUAGCAAAGCCAAGGCUGAGGCGAGCCACCAUUUCAAACCCCAUAACAGGAGCCUUGGAGACGGCACAUUACAGAAUUAGCAAAAGUGCUUGGCUGUCGGGAUACGAAAGCCCUGUGGUGUCUCGCAUUAACACAAGGAUACAGGACCUGACAGGACUCGACGUCUCCACAGCGGAGGAGCUACAGGUAGCCAACUACGGAGUAGGAGGCCAGUAUGAGCCUCAUUUUGAUUUUGGAAGGAAAGAUGAGCCAGAUGCUUUUAAGGAAUUGGGAACAGGCAACAGAAUUGCUACUUGGUUGUUUUAUAUGAGCGACGUGUCAGCAGGGGGAGCUACUGUCUUUCCUGAAGUAGGAGCCAGUGUUUGGCCUAAAAAGGGAACAGCUGUGUUCUGGUACAACCUCUUUCCAAGCGGAGAGGGAGACUACAGCACGCGGCACGCCGCCUGCCCAGUACUAGUUGGAAACAAAUGGGUAUCCAAUAAAUGGCUCCACGAGCGGGGACAGGAAUUCCGACGGCCGUGCACUUUAUCGGAGUUGGAAUGACGCGGACUCGUCCCUCGCGUAUCCCGUCGGUGUCAAAUGCACACGUCUCCUACAGUUUACAGCUGACUAACACUCCACUACAGGUUCAGUCUUCAGCUACCCCGGUGUUCCAUCUGUGGACAAAACAAACGUGCUUUUAGGUCCUUUAAAAUAUCCCCUUAAGGUUUUAUGAACAGAAUAUUUCGAUUUUUAAGGUUUAUGAGUGUUACGGAAAAAAACCCGAACCCAAAAAGGACAAAAUACAGCUAACAGCGGUGUUGUGUGUGGUGUUCCCUUCACAAUCAGCC